Messenger RNA from Dermochelys coriacea (leatherback sea turtle), 4294 nucleotides. Its product is annotated as protein jagged-2-like. Lineage: Eukaryota; Metazoa; Chordata; Testudines; Dermochelyidae. The coding region runs from base 10 to 2100 and encodes 696 amino acids. Gene Ontology annotation, molecular function: calcium ion binding. Gene Ontology annotation, biological process: cell communication; Notch signaling pathway; multicellular organism development. The record is from RefSeq and is a predicted model, not a curated record. Gene Ontology annotation, cellular component: signaling receptor complex; plasma membrane; cell surface. The transcript has 13 exons.
CCAUCCUGCAUGAUGUCAGGCGGCUCCCGGCGAACGCACCCGGCUGGGAGCCGCUCAGCGCCGCGGGGACCGGGCUGGGGAGGCAGCCGGCGCCUGGGGUGGCUCCGAUCUCUUUAUGCCCCGCAAGCAGCGCGCUUGGGACGCCCCUGUCCUGGGGGGGCGGGCGGCGGGGGGCCCGGCCGGAGGGACAGGUGUGGCGGGGGAGCGAGCGCGCCGGGAGGCAGCCAGCCGGAGACAAUGAGGCCGGGAAGCGGCUGGGUUCUUUGCCUUCUCCUCUUGCUUCAGAUGCGGCCCCAGGUCCCUGAAGCAGCUGGCACCUUCGAGCUGCAGAUCCGGCUGAUGCACAACGAGCAGGGGGUGCUGGCGGACGGGCGCUGCUGCCAGGGUGGGGCAGAGCCUCCGUGUCCCGGCGGGGAGCAGUGUCGGAUCUACUUCCAGGCCUGCCUGAAGGAGUACCAGCUGCGUGUCCUCCCUGGGGGGCCCUGCGUGCUGGGGGCUGGCGCCACCCCCGUGCUGGGGGGCAACACCUUCACGGCCAAGCCCAGGAGGGGUGCAGAGCAUGCGGGCAGGAUCACCAUGCCAUUCCAGUUCGCCUGGCCGCGUUCGUACUCACUGAUCCUGGAAGCCUGGGAUGCUGACAACCUCACUGGCCCCGGCACCCCGGGCGGGGGGUCACUGGUGGAGCGGGUGACGCGGUCGGGGAUGCUGAACCCGGGCGAGGGCUGGCAGGAUUUCCGGCACCAUGGGCGAGGCACGGCGCUGGAGUACCGGCUGCGGGUGCGCUGCGCCCACCACUACUACGGCCCCGCCUGCAACCGCCUGUGCCGGCCCCGCGACGACUUCUUCGGCCACCACGGCUGCGACGCUGCUGGCAGCAAGGUCUGCCUGGACGGCUGGACAGGAGAGGAGUGCACUCGGGCCGUUUGCCACCAGGGCUGCCACGAGCUACAUGGCUUCUGCGAGGAGCCUGGAGAAUGCAAGUGUCACUACGGCUGGACGGGCUCCAACUGCGACGAGUGCGUCCCCUUCCCCGGCUGCCUGCACGGGACCUGCACCGAGCCCUGGAAGUGCGACUGCGACACCAACUGGGGCGGGCUGCUGUGCGACAAGGACCUGAACUACUGCGGCUCCCACCGGCCCUGCCGGAAUGGUGGCACCUGCACCAACGCGGAGCCGGACGAGUACCAGUGCCUGUGCCCCGCGGGCUUCCGGGGCCGGGACUGCGAGAGGGGGCUGGACGAGUGUCUGCCAGAGCCCUGCGCCCACGGCGGAACCUGCCACCCCCUCCCGGAUGGGUUCAGCUGCACCUGCCUGCCCCAAUGGACCGGUAAAACCUGCCAGCUGGAUGCCAACGAGUGUGAGCGGGAGCCCUGCAUGCAUGCCCAGGGCUGCAAAAACCUCAUCGGGGGCUACUUCUGUGACUGCCUGGAGGGCUGGGCCGGCCCCAACUGCGAGACCAGAGAUGACAGCUGCCAGGGGCGGUGCCGCAAUGGGGGGCAGUGCCAGGCGGUGGGUACCGGGCACGUGUGCUCCUGCCCCGCUGGCUACACGGGCGUGGCCUGCGAGACGGAGCUGGGGGGCUGCGCCAGCACCCCCUGCCAGCACGGAGCCCAGUGCCAGGAGACGCCUGGGCAGGGGGUGGUGUGUAGCUGUCCGCCUGGCCUCAGUGGGCCCUUCUGCGAGGUCUGGCUGGAUCUCUGCUCCCCGAACCCCUGCCCCAGAGGGGCUUCAUGCCUGGGCGGGGCAGGCAGCUACGUGUGCUCCUGCCCGGAGGGGGGCUGCGCAGAGGCCACCGACCAGACCCUGCUCUAUGCCCUGCUGCCCCUGGCGCUGUUGCCCCUCCUGGCCACCCUGCUCUGUGCUCUCCUGGCACUCUGGACCCGCUGGAAAGGCCGGGCACUGCCCCCGCAGGAGCUGCUGGCCAACAAUGCCCCACGCCUCAUCCACAACGCCACCCGGGGGGACCAUGGCCAGCCCCUGGACAAGGAGGGGCUGGAUUUCCCCCUGCCCCGCGGCCUCCCCAAGACGGACAUCUCCAACCUGGAGAGAGCCAAGCUCAAUGGACUCAACGUGCCGGUCGACCUGGAGCUCAAGCUCUGAUCCAGCGUGGGGGGAGAGCAGGCUGGGCCCAUGUUGCCCCCCGCCCAUGCCGUGGUAUAAGGGAAUCAGGGUGGGGCUCAUCCCUGCCUGGGGGCCCUCAUGCCUCCUGAUUCCCCCCAGCUCUGCUAAAGCACCUUAACCGUCCCUCCGUGCCAGAGGAGCACAUUCACUCUCCUCGCCCCACCACACCAAUGUGGGUCCAACCCAGCAGGGCGCCCCUUGGAGGGGGGUAAUUCAGACCAGCCAGCUGAGGCUGCCCCAGUUCAUCACACAGGUGGACGCUGCCAGGGGUGGGGAACCGGAUGCCCAUGGUAGCUGGAAGGAGCCUGGCCUGCCAGCGAUCUGCAGCUCCAGCACGAGGUAACAGGCUGGCUGGUGAAGAUUCCCUGCCAGGCUGCAAGUCCUUGGCCAGUGAGCUGCAUAGUAGAAGUGGAGUGGACACGAGGGAAACGCAACUGGUAUAUUGUGGGCAACUGGUGGGCUUGGAGGGGUGGCGGGAUGGGACGCGGGGCCUUUCCCCUCUAGGGGGCACCAUCUCCAACCUGGCCCUGGGGCAUAGGGGGACUGGCUGGCUCAGGGGGGGUGGGGAAAGGGACGUGGGGCUUUUCCCUCUAGAGGCGCUGGCUCUGUUCCCCCUGAAAUUCAUUCCCAUGGUCAGCGUGAAACAAGUUUGCAGGACUCAGCCCAGUUCCUAGUGGGACCAGUGCCCACAUCCCUCCUGUUCAGCCCUCACUGAUUGUCCCAGCCGGCAGCUUCUGCAGAGGGACAGGCUGUGGAUAAUGAACUCCAUCCGCCAAGGGUGUCCCAGGGUGGGACUGAGGCAGGGGGCGCUCUGUCAGGGUGUGGGGGGGGCGAUGCUCCCCCCACGUCUGCCUGGUUUGCUCUCACUCCGUCCAGCCAGAUGCCUUGAAUGCUGACGGUUGUCAAUCUGGUGUCUGUGCUCCAUGAACGGAGACCAGAUCUGCCAUUCCCAGGAGCUCCAAGCCCCACCGUCCACCCCUGCCCAUCACCCAGCCCAGCCCCGUCUGCUUCUGUUCUGAGAAGUGCGUUGGUCCCUCGCUAAGCCCCUCUGUCUUCGAGCCACCCACCUGAGAAAGAGUAGUUGGGGCUGGAGGGAAAAUUUCCAUCAAAACUGAUUUUUUCUAGGGGAAAUUGGGUUUUCGACCAAAGAAAAUUUGUUUUGAAAAGCACCUGCUCCCCAGGAAAUAUGCCACAAAAAUCAAACACCCAAGACACCAAAAUAUUUCAAUUUAGACGUGGCACCCCAGUGCCUCAUGGAAGUCAUAGGUCAGUUGCCUCAUACUUUUCUACUCUAUGGGUUGGGCUUUGCUAUUGGACUACAUUUCCCAUGAUGCACCAUGGCAAGGGACUCCCCUAAUGCAUCAUAGGAGAGGUAGUGCAACCAGGCAGCCUGGACAACAGAGAAUGGGAGCAUGAGGCAAUGGAACUACAUCUCCCAUGAUGCACCACAGAGUCCCUUCGUGGAGAGGCGGUUGCAUCUGGGGAGCCCUCAGCUAUGGUGAGUCUGGCUGGGGAGCCUGGAGAAUAGAGAAUGAGAGCUUAGGGCACUUUAACUACAUCUCCCAUGAUGCACCAUGACCUCUCCUCUUGGCUAGGUGGUUGCAUCAUGGGGAUCUGUGGCCAUGAUGCACCAUGGGAGAUAUAGUCCAGUUGGGGAGCCCAGCCCACAGAGGUAAAUCAUGUAGCAACAGAACUACAUCUCCCAUGAUGCACUGCAGCAGCAUUUCCAAAUCAAGCUAUUGCAGUAAUCUGAGUUUCUGCCAGAAGUCAACAUUUUCCAUGGAAAAGCCCCCCUCUCCCCCCCAAUAUUUUCAAUCAGCUCUUUGUCUAGGGGACCCCUUGGAAAUUCCCCAGCCCCACCCCGACAUACACACACACAGCCUCCCUUGCCUUCCUAUUGGGCCUAUGAUUAGGAAAAAUAAAUCAUUCUGUGCCAGAGUCAAGGCACACUCCCCAGCACUGAAGGGGCGGGGCUGUGUAUUGCAGCACCCCCUGGUGGCAGGUGUGUGCAUGUGCUGAAUGUAUCUCUGUUGUAUGAUACUGUACAGAUUCCUUCGUAGAGUUUUUGUGACCUCUUUGCUUUUUUGUACCAGGUUCUAUGCCGCCCCCGGCGUGAGACAAGCUCGCUCAGGGUCAAAAGUAUGAACCACGAAUAAAUAUUUUCCAAGCCUCA